Salvia splendens (bonfire salvia) is the source of this 2033-nucleotide messenger RNA. RefSeq lists its product as uncharacterized. Gene Ontology annotation, molecular function: DNA binding. Lineage: Eukaryota; Viridiplantae; Streptophyta; Magnoliopsida; Lamiales; Lamiaceae. The transcript has 8 exons. Bases 281 to 1843 code for a protein of 520 amino acids. The record is from RefSeq and is a predicted model, not a curated record.
AAUAUUCAAAACAAAGCAGAAAAAUCUCAGAUCAAACGGCAAACAUAAUUAAAAUAACCCAGAAAAUAAAAAUUUGUUCAUCCUUUUCACGUUCCACUUUCUCUCUCUGUCUAUACAUGGAUUGAUUUGAUAGUCCGUCGAGAUUAGUUUUCUUUCUCUACUUGAAUUCACCGCCAAGUUGAGUGGGGGAUGGAGCGUUGAUGGUUCGAUUCAGAGAACGGGUUGAAACCUAAUUUGAAAGGGGAAAUUCAAUUGAGGAAUAGUUGCUCGCGGCUGAAUCAUGAGAGAAGGAUCAUGUGAGAUGCAGCAUGAAGAUGAUAAAUCUCUUUCAGAGAAGAACAAGAAAAGGAUAGUGAAGACACAGGCUCAGGUUCAAGCAUUAGAGAAAUUUUACAAUGAGCAUAAAUAUCCUUCAGAAUCCAUGAAAAUACAAGUUGCGGAGUCCAUAGGUUUGACAGAGAAGCAAGUUUCUGGAUGGUUUUGCCAUAGGAGGUUAAAAGAUAAAAAAUUAAUCAAUGGAGAAAAUCAUGCCACUGUAAGGCAAGAUCGGUCAAGUGGAGUCAUACAAGACCGUGGCAGCGGGCAUAGGCAAGAUUCAUGUGGUAGCACAAAACAGGGGGAUGAUAAGAAUCUCGAUACCAGGGAAGUGGAAAGUGGAAGGUUGACUUCAAAAGACUUUUCUGCUGCAGACCUUACGUAUGAGCAUGACAAUCAUUAUGCUGGAAACUACAAUCGUACAAUUGAUGAUUCUUCAGGACGUAGCAGUUCAUUGCGGAAUGCACCUCCUAAUUACCAGAACGGGGAUCCCUCUGACAUGUCCACUUCAAGGUACCUAAUGCCAAAACUUCCAUCUGAUACAAGGGGUAUAAAACCCAGGCCUGGCCCAUCAGGUUACUUAAAAGUGAAGGGUCGUAUGGAAAAUCCUGCUAUAACUGCAGUCAAGAGACAGCUGGGAAAGCAUUAUCGGGAGGAUGGUCCUCCUCUUGGCGUUGAAUUUGAUCCACUUCCUCCGGGUGCAUUUGAAUCCUCAAUGCAGGAGCCGGUUGAAGAAAAUUAUCACACUGGAGAAGAUGUACGUGGUUCUCCUGAUCUUUUGAAUCUUCGGCAGAAUUCCAAGUUUUUCAAGGGAUCUGAAUACCCAUCCAGCAUGGCUCCAUUUAACUCUGAUAUUGAUGGUACGAAUUUCAAAACAAGGAGUGGCUCUGAUAUUCCUGAUAGCUACAUUUACCGGAAGUCCAGGAUAAAGACCUCUUUAUCCAACAGUGGUUCCUAUUAUCCAAGGAGUAACUCUUUAGUGGAAUUUACGGGAGGUACUGGCAGAGAUAUACCCGGAGUUGUGAGUAGAGAUGAGUAUGGUUCAAGGCAUAGACCUGGUGUUGAAGUAACAACAAUGGAUACAGUGCCAAGAUAUUCAAAUCUGCAAGCUUUUGGUGGCAAAGUGAGAGAGAAACGAGCAGAGUCUUGGUCUCAAAAAUAUAAUGAUGUGAAUGGAGGGGUUCCCUUUGGAGAAUAUACAGAACAUGUGAAUUCCACCUUGGCCACAAGAAGAAAUGGCUACUACAGCUCUGCGGACAAAGGGCUACAAAGAGAAGUUAUUAAGGAUGAUACAAUAUAUACUGAUAGGAGGAUGACAAAUGAACAUCAAAUGAAGAUCCCCAUCAAGAAUGAUACAAUUGCUAAGAAAAGAUUAAGGGAAGAAUUUCCACAUCAGCAACCCUCAACAGCAACAUUGAUGGUGGAUACAACACCACAUAACUAUCAAGUCUUAAGGUCCGCAACAGAGAUGCCAUCAAGUUUUAGUGAAGACGACGAAAGUGGUGGAACAAGUUCUUCAGUGGAUUGAAAAAGGCAAAACUACGGAGCUUUUCACUGCUUGCAGAGAGCUGGAAAAUAUGUACAGUUAAAAUGAUUUUAUAGCAUUGUAACAUAUUAGUACUAUGUAGGGGCUGUAGGAAGCUUGAUUAUAUAGAAGAUGAUGAUGGCCCCAAUGUGAAUCAUUCUCGUCUCCUCAAGUUCGUUAAUUUUUUCCGUGA